This is a messenger RNA of Bombyx mandarina (wild silkworm), 1493 nucleotides long. RefSeq names its product arrestin 1 (gene Arr1). Lineage: Eukaryota; Metazoa; Arthropoda; Insecta; Lepidoptera; Bombycidae. The record is from RefSeq and is a predicted model, not a curated record.
AGCUGGUAGUGUACACGCCGGGCCAGAUAAACGAAGACAUCGGAAACUAAAAUGGUUUACAAUUUCAAAGUGUUCAAGAAGUGCGCGCCCAACGGCAAGCUGACGCUGUACGUCGCCAAGCGGGACUUCGUGGACCACAUCACGACGGUGGAGCCGAUCGACGGCGUGGUGUUGCUGGACGAGGAGUAUGUUCGCGGGCGCAAGGUGUUCGGUCAGGUGGUGUGCACGUUUCGCUACGGGCGCGAGGAGGAUGAGGUGAUGGGGCUCAACUUCUACAAGGAGCUGUUCCUCGCCUCCGAACAGAUCUACCCGCCGCCCGAGAAGCGAUCCUAUGAACUGAGUCGCACGCAGGAGCGACUGAUGAAGAAACUGGGAGAGACGGCGCACCCGUUCCACCUGACGGUGCCGGCCGGCGCGCCAGGCUCCGUGACGCUGCAGCCCGGCCUGGAGGACGAGGGCGAGCCUUGCGGGGUGCACUACUACAUCAAGCUCUUCGUAGGAGACUCCGAGAUAGACAGGUCCCACCGCAGGAGUACAAUAGCGCUGGGCAUCCGCAAAGUGCAGUACGCGCCUUCGAAGCCCGGCCCGCAGCCCUGCACCGUCGUGCGGAAGGACUUCGUGCUCUCUCCGGGACAACUAGAGCUCGAACUUACUUUGGAUAAGCAGCUGUACAUGCACGGCGAGACGGUGGCCGUGAACAUGAGCGUCCGCAACCACAGCAACAAGGUCGUGAAGAAGAUCAAAGCGAACGUCGUCCAGAGCGUCGACGUGGUGCUCUUCCAGAACGGCCAGUACAGGAACGUGGUCGCCAGCAUCGAGACCCAGGACGGGUGUCCGCUGCAGCCGGGCUCCAGCCUGCAGAAGGUGCUGCACCUGUCGCCGACGCUGGCCUCCAACAGGGACAAGCGCGGCGUCGCCCUCGACGGACAGCUGAAGCGCGCCGACACCACGCUCGCCUCCACCACUCUGCUGCUGGAGCCGGAGCAGCGUGACGCGUUCGGCAUCGUGGUGAGCUACAGCGUGAAGGUGAAGUUGUACCUGGGCGCGCUCAGCGGGGAGCUCGUCGCGGAGCUGCCCUUCAUCCUCAUGCACCCUAAGGAGGGACGAGCCAAGGUGAUCCACGCUGACAGCCAGGCCGACGUGGAGAUGUUCCGCCAGGACACCGUGCACCAUCAGGAGAGCAUCGAGGUCUAUUAGACGAGUCUCUUCCUACGUGAAUCAAAGAGAAAUAGUUCUACUGCAUCAGUGAAAAUGAUGUAUUUUUAUUUUUAAGAAUUUGCAUUAUUUUUGUGAUGCGUUGUUUGAACCAGUCGCUCUUUUAGGCUGCAGAUUGUAGCCGGUUUGUUAAAACCAUAAUAAUAUGCGUUUGAGAAAUGUAUUUGUUACACCUGAUUGUAAUCUAUAUUUUAAGAUAUUUAAAGGAUCUCAUAAGUAUAUUGUAAUAAUAUCAGUAUUUAUAAGUAUAAUAAUAAUAAUAAUGAUAAAAAUGUAAU